GUGUUCAAUGACUUGGUUCGCCAAAUCAACAACCGAACACCAAAGCCAUCGCUGACACCACCACCACCACUACUACCAGCAGUAGACAAAUGUCUUUUCUCCAACAGCCAACUCUCUCACUCUUCCAAUGUGUUUCCCCAAUGCCGUCUCCUGAAAAUUCACCUUAUUGUUGGUCUCCCUCCUUUAUUUGUCCAAACCCCCUUUCGAUUAGGACGAUUUGGAUUUCGUCGUCUUUUCACUCUCAAUACCCCCUUCCCUAUUGUUCUUUGA
This is a messenger RNA of Rodentolepis nana, 270 nucleotides long. The record is from the annotation of a GenBank genome assembly. Lineage: Eukaryota; Metazoa; Platyhelminthes; Cestoda; Cyclophyllidea; Hymenolepididae.